Messenger RNA from Caenorhabditis sp. 36 PRJEB53466, 410 nucleotides. NCBI's taxonomy places the organism in Eukaryota, Metazoa, Nematoda, Chromadorea, Rhabditida, Rhabditidae. The record is from the annotation of a GenBank genome assembly.
AUGGGUCAACAUUUGAGUGGAGGAUUUACUGUGAGUCGCCUAACUUUUCGCUUUUCUAGGCCACCAAUCGGAUGGCCUAAGUUGCGCUUGAAGUUUCUAGGCCGUCCAUGGCUUCAGGGUACCUCUAGACUUCCCGUGUGGCCUAACUUUCUCUCACAUUUUUCUUCCAGAAAACGCCGGCAACACCGUCAUCUCCGCUGCCACCGACUCCAAAAUCGACGUCCGAAAAGGAAAAAGAAAAGUCGGCUCCUGUGGCCGUGGCCGUGGAUCCGCCCCGUUCUCGAAACUCGGCCAUAUCCUACGAGGUGCCGAAACGAAAAGAAGAGGUUCGGUAAAGCGCAUUUGUCAUGUCGCAACCAAUUGUUUUGCAGAAAGAGUCACUCUACGAGAACUUGAGCUACAAAGGAUGA